AAUAUAUAUGCAUAUAUGUAUAAGUAGGUAUCCAUUGCCAUAAAUCACUCUUUAACGACCUAUUUAAAAGCCACCCGACCUCUUGACAUUUGCUUGAAUGCGUUAGGCGCCAUUUCAGUGCAAGAUGUGGCAAGGCGCCGCUGUGUGUUGGGCUCUGGUGUCAGUGGUACUGGCUUCGAUAACUAUAGGUCCUUUAGAACCGAUACCGGAUAAAUUAAAGGAUGCUGAGGGCUGCUAUAUUUCAGAUUUAGACGUCCUGUUAGCCUUCAAUGAAACACUCAACACGGAAUGCCAGGAGAUAUCGUGUGACAUCAAAGCGGUCACUUACACCUCAUGCGGAUUAAUGAGAGCAAUAGAACCGUGUGAGGUAUUAGAAGAUAAGGACAAGCCCUAUCCUGAGUGUUGCCCACGCAUCAAGUGCCCUGACUUAGUUAAUCCAACGGAAUUAGUGUCGACUGAAUGAUUAUAAAAUAGUUUUAAUAGUUUAAAAAUGAAAUGGUAUAAUGUAGUUAAUAUACCUAAUUGAAAUGUACGAAUGGAAAAAUGUCUCGACCAUUGUAAUGUUGUAACUGAUGUUUGUUUUUUAAAAUAUGUACUUUAUAAUUAAUGUCUAUUUAUAUAAUGAAUUGUAUGAUUUAUAAAA
Molecule: messenger RNA, 643 nt
Organism: Bombyx mori (domestic silkworm)
Lineage: Eukaryota; Metazoa; Arthropoda; Insecta; Lepidoptera; Bombycidae
Gene: ssp7
Exons: 3
Coding region: 125-463 (112 amino acids)
Source: RefSeq, a predicted model, not a curated record